AUGAACAGCACCAACAUUUCCGUAAACGCCAGUGCCACAUUGGGUGCCCGUCAUACGACUGGCCUGGGCCUUAUUCCCGUCCACCUUCUCAUCUCCGCUUUCAUCUGCACGGUCAACAUCCUGACAAUAAGCAUUUUCCUUCGAUCUCCGUCACUGCGGACCACCAUCCCCAACCUGUAUCUCGUCUCCCUGGCGCUCACCGACCUGCUCACUGGGAUGUACAUCCCGUGCAUCUCUAUCCCUCUGCUGUUUGCUUCCACCACCACCUUCUGCUUCUUGUCAUUCGCAGCUUUCAUCCUUCUCUCCUGCCAGUCUUUCUUGACCAUCACCCUCAUCGGCGUCGACAGAUUCAUCUACAUAAUCUACCCAUUCAAGUACGACAAUGUGGUCUCCCCUUGGAGGGCCAAGGCGACGAUUGUGACGUCGUGGCUCGCGUCUACAGCGGUGGCCAUAACAGCCUACCCUACCUCCCAGUGGAGAGGCCUGUGUCAACAGGUGAACACCAUGUCCCCGAAAUACCUCAAUGGGAUUCUGAUUCUCUUCAUUUCGUUGACGGUUAUCGUCGGAGUCUUGUACGCUGUGAUAACUAGAGCGGCUCUGCAUCAGAGGAACAUGAUACGCGUGGUUACCCUUUCAAGGGAAAACUGCGCCAGACAACCCUGCUUCAAAUACAUCAGACUCUUCCUUCUGGUGUACUGUCUGUUUGUCAUGUUCUGGCUUCCCGUGUUCCUUGUCUUUUUGAUCAAAUACGUCACGGGGUAUCACUCGCUGGUCAGCCAAAGGAUUGCAAUCACGAUGGCGUUCCUGAAUUCUGGCUCAAAUUUCUUCGUGUACGUUUGGAAAAACAAAGACUUUCGAAGGGCCCUACAAAGAAUGUGUGCUUGCAAACGUGAACAUUUUGAUAGUCCGGGUACUCGUUCAACCAACCUCGAACAAGUGGCCGAAUCUUUAAGUCAUAGCUUACAGGACGCAGAACAAGAAAAGCAGCAGAAUCAGCGGCAACUACAACAAUUACAAAUACUGGAACAACAGUCGCAUAUUGCAGGGGUGGGGAGCGGAUGUUAG
Messenger RNA from Gigantopelta aegis, 1065 nucleotides. RefSeq names its product adenosine receptor A2b-like. Lineage: Eukaryota; Metazoa; Mollusca; Gastropoda; Neomphalida; Peltospiridae. Gene Ontology annotation, biological process: G protein-coupled receptor signaling pathway. The record is from RefSeq and is a predicted model, not a curated record. Bases 1 to 1065 code for a protein of 354 amino acids. Gene Ontology annotation, cellular component: membrane. The transcript has a single exon. Gene Ontology annotation, molecular function: G protein-coupled receptor activity.